CAAGAGCCUGCUCCUUUCCUUUGCAUUCCAGCAACUGGUGUUUAGAAGCAUGGCUGCCUCCAACGUGGAGACAGAGGGCAUAGCCAGCACAGCUAGUAGCCACUGCUAGCCAUAUUAGCCAUGGAUUUGUCUACGCCUCUUUCUAAUCUAAGCCCUCCAGGCUGAUGAUCAUCACUGCCUCCUGUGGCAGAGAGUUCCAUAGUUCAACUAUGAGCUGCCUGAAGAAGUAUUUUCUUUAAACUGUCCUGAAUCUCCGAACAAUCAGCUUCAUGGGGUGUCCACAAAUUCUAGUGUAAAGAAAGAGGGAGAAAAAACAUUUUCUCUACCCACUCUUUCUGUGCCAAGCAUCAUUUUAUAAACUUCUAUCAUGCCACAUCUUAGUCGUCUGUUCUCUAAACGAAAAACCCCCCAAACCUUUCCUCAUAGGGGGAAUCGCUCCAUCCCGUUUUAAUCUGCAAGGCUUCUUCAUGCCUUAUCCACGUUGUAGGGAACAGUAGCAGUACUCAAUGCAGCUAUUAUUAGUGUUACGAUGCCCAUAUUUCACGUUAGGCCAGACCCCCCCCUCCCAUCCUUCCAGCUGCGUUUCUCCCCCCGCCAGCUGUGCGCCCUGAUCCAGCUGCCUGUCCAGAUGACCCACGUGGGUGGUGAUGGGGGAAGCCCAGGCUGGAAGGAAUCUGGGGGUGGGGUGGAGCCAAAGGAAGCCCCGCCCUCCUGCCUAUCACCCCCUCGCGCCACCAAUGGGGCGCGGCGACACAACGGCCAAUCCUGGGAGGGCUUGUGAUUUCCAUGGCAGCGCCGCAGCGGACGGAGCGGACUAGGAGCCUGGUGAGGCUUGGAGGCGCAGCGGGAGCGGCGGGGACAGGAUGGGACCCGCGAGGAGACCCCCGACAGAUCUAGCUUCUUCAUGGUCUGAAUCGUUGACGUGGCCCAAGCGAUCUGCUUCAGUCGUGUGAGGCACCGUUCUGCGCGAAGAUGGUUGGCAAACUCAAGCAGAACCUGCUGCUGGCGUGCCUGGUGGUGAGCUCAGUGACCGUCUUCUACCUGGGCCAGCAUGCCAUGGAGUGCCACCACCAGAUGGAGGAGCGCAGGCAGAUAGUCCGCCCGGAGCCGGUCAGGGCCACUCUGAGAGCUGGUUUGGGUUCGCCAGAGAAUGCCACCUUGGCCUACCACAAAGACAUGCCCUUGAUCUUCAUCGGAGGGGUCCCACGGAGUGGCACCACCUUGAUGCGGGCGAUGCUGGACGCUCACCCGGACAUCCGCUGCGGGGAAGAGACGCGGGUGAUCCCCCGGAUCCUGGCCGUCAAGCAGAUGUGGGCUCGGUCGAGCAAGGAGAAGAUCCGGCUCGAUGAAGCCGGCGUCACGGACGAGGUCUUGGAUUCGGCUAUGAGGGCCUUCUUGCUGGAGAUCAUUGUGAAGCAUGGGGAGCCAGCCCCGUACCUGUGCAAUAAGGACCCCUUUGCCCUCAAGUCCCUGGCGUACCUCGCCCGGAUCUUCCCCAACGCCAAGUUCGUCUUGAUGGUGCGGGACGGCCGGGCCUCCGUCCACUCCAUGAUCUCCAGGAAGGUCACCAUCGCUGGCUUUGACCUCAGCAGCUACAGGGACUGCUUGACCAAGUGGAAUCGGGCCAUAGAGACCAUGUAUAACCAGUGCUUGGAGGCUGGCUUGGACCGUUGCAUGAUGGUCCAUUACGAGCAGCUUGUCUUGCACCCUGAGAGGUGGCUACAAACGCUCCUCAAGUUCCUCCACAUCCCGUGGGACCCUGCCGUUUUGCACCACGAAGAAAUGAUUGGGAAAGCCGGAGGCGUCUCCCUCUCAAAAGUUGAAAGAUCUACCGACCAAGUAAUCAAGCCAGUGAACGUGGAAGCUUUGUCAAAAUGGGUGGGGAAGAUUCCCGAUGACGUCCUUCACGACAUGCCUGUGAUUGCCCCAAUGCUGGCGAAACUUGGCUACGACCCCUACGCCAACCCCCCUAACUACGGGAAGCCGGAUCAGAAAGUUUUGGAAAACACUAGAAGGGUCUACAAAGGAGAAUUUCAACUUCCUGACUUUCUCAAAGGAGUGCCACAGCUGCGGAAGACUGUAGAAAGGAAGCCCCAGGCCAAGAUAAAAUGAUUGAGGAGCUGAUGUGAAAGCUGAUGUGCUGAAAUAGAAGUCCUGGUGGAGUUAAUUGUGCUUAAUUGACCAGGGACGUCAGCUGCCCUUUUGAGGAAAGCAUUGGGGUGGAAUCGUCAAGAACCUGCUGAGCUGUUCUGUUUGUUCAGAAUUUUUUUUUCAUCCUGUGGUUUUUGUUUUGCUUUUUAAAAAGGGGGUAUAUCUGUGGGAGGGGAAGGGGGUUGUGCACACAUGUUAACCCUCUGUGUCUUAGUCCUCGUGCCAUUGACUCCAUAGCGGCCCCUCUGAAAUGCUGGAGCUAUUUUGAGUGAGUGAUUCCAGGAUCACUGCACCAAAGAGGGUGCACUGCAGCUGGAGAUCUCGUCUGUGCAAACCCCUUCAGAACAAGUGGACAGCGAGCAGAAAUGCUUUGCUGUGCACACAUGCCAUUUGAUAUCCACCGUGCUUGUGCAGGAGACGUUCUCCGUGAAUUCAUCCCAUGGCCAAAUUCUUAAGACUCGUUGCUGGAAAUCCAGGACUGUCUUUCUUCAUUUACACAGCUCCUCUGAAAGCCAUAGGGGCAGAGAUUGUUUGGACUGAGCUUGGAGAUGCCUAGGCUGCCUGCCUUUUCUCUCUUGUUCUUGCACCUUAGUUUUUACCAGAGCGGGUUUUUGUAAAAACAAAACAAAACACAGAUUUGGAAUGUCAAA
Molecule: messenger RNA, 2801 nt
Organism: Podarcis muralis (Common wall lizard)
Lineage: Eukaryota; Metazoa; Chordata; Lepidosauria; Squamata; Lacertidae
Source: RefSeq, a predicted model, not a curated record